Molecule: messenger RNA, 2313 nt
Organism: Colletotrichum truncatum
Lineage: Eukaryota; Fungi; Ascomycota; Sordariomycetes; Glomerellales; Glomerellaceae
Product: glycoside hydrolase family 74 protein
Biological process (GO): xyloglucan metabolic process
Molecular function (GO): protein binding
Source: RefSeq, a predicted model, not a curated record
AUGAGAGGCACCGGUCUUCUCUUGGCGGCGGCGGCGGCAUCCGUCCGCGCUGCCUGCGACUGGAAGAACGUCCACACUGGAGGCGGUGGAGGCUUCGUCCCGUCCAUUGUUUUCCACCCGACCGAGAAGGGCGUCGCUUACGCCCGCACCGAUAUUGGCGGCGUUUACCGUCUCAACGAUGACGAUUCCUGGACGCCCAUCACCGACGCCAACGGCUUCGCCCACGAUGCGAACUGGAACAGAUGGGGCAUUGACGCUUUGGCUCUUGAUCCCGCGGAUGCGAACAAUUUGUACAUUGCCACAGGAAUGUACACCAAUGACUGGGAUCCCAAGAACGGCAGCAUUGCACGCAGCUCCGACAAGGGCCAGACCUGGGAGGUCACCACACUCCCCUUCAAGGUCGGCGGUAACAUGCCCGGCCGCGGAACUGGCGAGCGCCUCGCCGUUGACCCCAAGAACCCAAAGAUUCUUUACUUCGGUGCUAGAAGCGGCAACGGCCUCUGGAAGUCCACAGACGCCGGCGCUACUUUCUCCAAGGUAUCCUCCUUCGAGGCUGUCGGUACAUUCCGCCCCGGUCCUGAGGGUGACGCCUACAACGGCGACCUCCAGGGUCUCACCUUUGUUACAUUCGACGAGACAUCCGAGGCCGUAGACGGAGCCACUUCCAGAAUCUUCGUCGGUACGGCCGAUAACACCACCGCUUCGGUCUAUGUUAGCACUGACGCUGGUGCUACUUGGAACCCUGUUGCGGACCAGCCUGCCAAGUUCUUCCCCCACAAGGCUAGACUCUCGGUUGCCGAGAAGGUCAUCUACUUCACCUACUCUGACGGCACUGGCCCUUACGAUGGCACUCAGGGUGCUGUCUACAGAUACGACCUCACUUCCGGAAAGUGGACUGACAUCACCCCUGCCUCUGGCAGCGAUCUUUUCUACGGAUUCGGUGGUCUUGCUGUUGAUGCGCAGAAGCCUGGCACCAUCGUUGUCGCCACCUUGAACAGCUGGUACCCCGAUGCGCAGCUUUUCCGCUCCACCGACUCUGGUGCCACCUGGAAGAAGAUCUGGAACUGGGGAGCUGACGGCAAGGUCGCACCUCAGUACACCAUCGGUGCCAAGAACGCGCCUUGGAUUGAGACCAACUUCUUGGACAUUGACACCAAGAAGCUCGGCUGGAUGAUCGAGUCCCUUGAGAUUGACCCCCACGACAGCGAUAGAUGGUUCUACGGUACCGGUCUCACCAUCUACGGCGGCCACGAUUUGACCAACUGGGACAACAACAAGACUGUAACCAUUGAGAGUCUUGCUUCCGGUAUUGAGGAGAUGUCCGUGUCCAGCUUGGCCAGUGCUCCUGGCGGUACUGAACUCCUGGUUGCUACUUUGGACAACAACGGAUUCACGUACGACUCGGUCGCCUCUCUUGACACUGCCCCCAAGACCGCUUGGACCAACCCCUGGUGGGCAAGCAGUGUCUCUGUCGACUUUGCUGGAAACGAUAACUCCAAGGUAGCCCGUAUCGGCAAGGUGACUGGCACUCCCCAACUGGCCCUUAGCAGUGAUGGCGGUGCUACCUGGGCUGUCGUUAAUGCUACUGGUAACACGGCCGCCGAUGGUACCGUUGCCUACUCUGCCGACGGUGACGUUGUUCUUUGGUCUACCUUGAACGAGGGUGUCCUUGUCUCUCGUAACCAGGGCAAGCUGGAGAACGUUACUCUUCCUGCCAGCAGCGUCAUUGCCAGCGACAAGAAGAACGGCACUGUCUUCUACGCCGGCUCCAAGGCGACCUUCUACAUCUCCACUGACAGCGCGGCCACUUUCACCGCAUCAACUGGCUCUGUCUUUGGCAAUGCCACAGAAAUCCGCCACAUCACUGCCCACCCAACUCAAUCCGGUGAGAUCUGGGUCUCAACUGACGCCGGCAUCUUCCACAGCACGACUUACGGACAAACCUUCACUGCUCUGCCCUCCAGCCCCUCCAACGCCCACGCCGUCUCUGUCGGCAAGGGAGACGGUACCAACUGGAAUUUGUAUGCCUUUGGAAACGGAUCUGAGGGUCACAAGCUCUACGGCAGCGCUGAUGCUGGUGUCACCUGGAAUGAUAUCCAAGGCUCCCACAGCUUCGGAGCUAUCGAUAGCGCUGCUCUUGUCGGCUCUGCUAACGAGGCCAAUGUCGUCUAUGUUGGUACCAACGGACGUGGUGCCCAAUACAGCUCGUGCCAGAUUUCCAACUCUACCGCUUCUGCUGCUAGCCACGCCAGACGGCACUUGCGGGGACGUCCUAUGAGGCUUGGAAGAGCCCCCCACAAGCACAUGCAUUAA